This is a messenger RNA of Cryptomeria japonica (Japanese cedar), 1032 nucleotides long. Its product is annotated as leucine-rich repeat receptor protein kinase HPCA1-like. Lineage: Eukaryota; Viridiplantae; Streptophyta; Pinopsida; Cupressales; Cupressaceae. Gene Ontology annotation, molecular function: ATP binding; protein kinase activity. The transcript has 7 exons. Bases 1 to 1032 code for a protein of 343 amino acids. Gene Ontology annotation, biological process: protein phosphorylation. The record is from RefSeq and is a predicted model, not a curated record.
AUGGAAGCUAUUGAAGCAGGAGCUAUAAUUGUAAUUAUUGCCAUUUUUCUUAUUGUGGUAUUUUUCGUUUGCUGGUGGAAAAAGAAAAAGAGGAAAAAAGGUGAAGGUAAAACCAAAGCAGCUGAUUCAGAUGGACCUCCCUUUGUUAGAUUUUCAGCUGAAGAGAUUUCAAAUGCAUUAAACUAUACAUGUCCUUGGGCUUUCCUUGGAGAAGGAAGUACAGGUAAAGUGUACAAGGGAAAGCUACCUCGUGGUCAGUUUGUAGCCAUUAAACACAUUUCCAAAGAUAUUACACAAGACGACGCAUUCGAAAUGAAGAUUGAGACCCUUUCGAAAAUCGAGCAUAAAAAUCUGGUAUCUCUACUCGGCUACUGUGAAGAGAAUGGUGAGAAAUACAUUGUUUAUGAGUAUUGUGCCAAUGGAAAUCUAUCUCAGAUUCUUCUAGGCCUAGAGGAUAAAGUGUUAACAUGGGAGCAAAGAGUGAAAAUUGCAUACGACAGUGUCGUUGGCUUGCGUUUCCUUCAUCUUUGUCCAGAUGGAUGCAUAGUUCAUCGUAAUAUAAAGCCAACUAAUAUCCUCGUCACGGAAUCCAUGGAAGCAAAGCUUGCAGAUUUUGGGCUGCUCGCAGUGUUUAAGAUUGAGAAGACAAGGGGUUCUAUUGAUGUGAAGGAAACUAUGGGAUACGUGGAUCCUCAAUAUUAUAUGCAAGGAAGACUAACAUGCUCUAGCGAUAUCUACAGCUUUGGUAUGGUUUUACUCCAACUUCUUUCUGGCAGAGCGAUUGAUCUCUAUCAUUUUCAUCGAAAAUCUCUUGUUAAGGAAGCACAGAAGGUUAUCCAGACAAAGCCCAUCAAUCUAUCAAAAUAUGCAGAUUCAAGGUUAAAUGGGGAAUAUAGUAGGGAGGCAUUUGAAAUUCUAUUGAAGUUGGCUGUUUGUUGCACAACUCCCUCAUAUGGAGGACGUCCACGACUCUUAGAGGUAUAUGAAGAGAUAGAAAGGGCUAUGGAGAUUUCUAGUUCCAUAUCCUUUUAG